Messenger RNA from Spirometra erinaceieuropaei, 1152 nucleotides. Lineage: Eukaryota; Metazoa; Platyhelminthes; Cestoda; Diphyllobothriidea; Diphyllobothriidae. The record is from the annotation of a GenBank genome assembly.
AUGACCUGCCUCGCAGAUGUCUAUGUGUCGAAGACCCAUAACAAUCUUCUCGGAAAUAAGACGACCUCCGAACUGGGAUUGUGGAACCGUCCCUUUGACGAAAUUUGCAGCUCGGUACACAACACUACUGAGGAGGUCCUGAAGAAUAAGUAUAUGGAACGUAUGGAGAACGCGGCCGGCAGGUGCACGAAGACGAAGAUAAGUUUGAACGUGAAGCCGGAGAAAAAGCCAGUCUUCAAGCAGAGUCGACGAGUCCCGUUUGCGGUACAGUCGUCCGUAGAAGCUGAACUGGAAAGGUUACAUGCAAAAGGCAAAAUUUAUCCUACCAAUUAUCCAGCUUGGGCUGCCCCAGUCGUGGCGGUGAAGAAACCCAACGGACAAAUACGAUUGUGCGCGGAUUAUUCAACGGGCCUGAACGACGCACUAGAAGAUUAUCAUUACCCGCUGUCAACCUUAGAGCAGAUUUUUGCUACUCUAAAUGGAGGGAAAGUCUUUACAAGGAUCGAUCUACCCGAAGCUUACUUGCAAAUUGAGGUGGACGAGAAAUCGCAGGAACUUUUGACCAUUAAUACGCACAAGGGUCUCUUCAGAUACACUCGCCUAAACUACGGCGUGAAAACGGCACCUAGUGUGUUGCAGCAGAUUAUGGAUACGAUGCCUACGAAUGUUCCCGGGACUAUUGCAUAUCUGGACGAUAUUUUGGUUGUCGGUAACUCAGAGGAAGAGCUGACUCAAAGGCUGGACCAAGUUGUGGACAAUCUGAUCGACUACGGCCUUAAGAUCAAUAUGGAGAAAAGUGAAUUUUUGCGGAAGGAGAUCCACUAUCUCGGGUUCAUUGUCAACGAGAAUGGGCUUGCCCCUGACCCACAGAGAGUGAAGGCCUUCCAGAACAUGAAAGUGCCGAAGAACACGAAGGAGCUGCAAUGGUUUAUGGGGUUGGUCAACUACUACGGUCCGUUCAUCACUGGGUUGCACAGUUUAAAACCUCCACUCAGCCGACUUCUGUGCAAGAACGUGGAGUUUGUUUGGUCACCAGAAUGUCAAAACGCAUUUGAUGCCAUAAAGACAAAGAUAUGCGACUCAACUAUGCUAUCGCACUUCGAGGCUGACAAAGAAACUAUUGUCCAGGCAGACGCCUCUGAUUACGGUUAA